Fusarium sp. VM40 is the source of this 591-nucleotide messenger RNA. Lineage: Eukaryota; Fungi; Ascomycota; Sordariomycetes; Hypocreales; Nectriaceae. The record is from the annotation of a GenBank genome assembly.
AUGUACGAAGGCGGGCGGUCCUCUGUCACUUUCUCCGGGCCCGGCUCUCAGUACAUCAUGACGCAUCGAAUCCCACCCACAGACAAGGAAAACGGUACCUCCAUCAUUGCACCGCCAUUUCACUAUCACAUCUACCAGGACGAGUUCUUCCGCAUCCAGUCUGGAAAAGGCAACUUCUACCGAGGCAUUGACCCAAAUCCCUUCGCUGUUUUGUCCGACGAUCCAAACGGCCAAGCUACCGCGUCCGUCAAGGCAGGCAACUACCAUCGCUUUGAGAACGCUAGCGAAACUCGAGACCUUGUUGUUGACAUUCACCUCACUCCCGAGUCGUAUGAGAACGAACAGCAAUUUUUCAGGAAUUUCUUUGGGUAUUUGGAUGAUUGCAAGACUGCGGGAUGCGAGCCCAGCAUUUUCCAGCUCAUGGUUUUUCUUCACGCUGCCGAUACUCCUCUGGCUGUUCCUCUUCCUUGGGAGUCCCUUGGUCGAGUGGCUAGCAGAAUUUUGCUCACGACUGUCGCUUACUGGGGAAGAUAUGUGCUUGGGUACAGGCAGACUUAUUCUGAAUACUAUGAUGCGAAGAAGUCAAAAUAA